GACCAAUGGAGUGAUGUCGAGUUUUGUUUUUGUUUCCCUUGAUAUUCUAGCUGCUGUCUCUACAUUCGCUGGGACAUUCUUGAGUCUAUUUCACUUGUCCUUUCAUGCUGUUCUUUUUGUCGUUCCCUGGUUUCUCUCAGAGAUCAGGUUCCAGAUGGCUCAGCAGUGCUUCCAAAAUGAAUAUUUUGACAGUUUGCUGCAUGUUUGCAAACCUUGUCACCUUCGAUGUUCCACCCCUCCUGUACCAUGUCAGCGUUAUUGUAAUACAAGUAUGACCAAUUCAGUGAAAGGAACAAAUGCCAUUCUCUGGACCUGUUUGGGCCUGAGUUUGACAGUUUCUUUGGCAGUUUUCAUGCUGAUGUUCUUGCUAAGGAAGAUGAGCUCUGAACCACUGAAGGAUGAAUUUAAAAACACAGGCUCCGUUCUGCUGGAUGUGGCUAAUGCUGACCUGGACAAAAGCAGGACUAGGGAGGACACGAUCCUUCCAAGAAGCCUGGGGUACACGGUAGAAGAAUGUACCUGCCAAGACUGUGUCAAGAGCAAACCCAAGGUCGAUUCUGACCACGUCUUUCCACUCCCAGCCAUGGAGGAGGGUGCCACCAUUCUUGUCACCACCAAAACUAACGACUAUUGCAAGAGCCUGCCAGCUGCUUCAGGUGUCACAGGGACAGAAAGGUCAACUUCUACUAGAUAAUUAACCCUUCGACUGGUGUAGAGCUACUCUGAAAAUCAUUGGUCAGAAGAUGAUGCUUUGGGUCUCUUUGGGGUGACUGUCAGUUGCUGAUACAGUUGCUUUUUAUCUUCUAGUUCUGAAAACUGUUAGAUUUAUUUCCCUAAUUCAUCGUUGGGAGCUCAACUGUGGAAACUUUCUUGGUUUAAUGAUUAAAUUCUUAACUCAAUGAAAAAAAAAGUA
Molecule: messenger RNA, 913 nt
Organism: Marmota flaviventris (yellow-bellied marmot)
Lineage: Eukaryota; Metazoa; Chordata; Mammalia; Rodentia; Sciuridae
Gene: Tnfrsf17
Product: TNF receptor superfamily member 17
Biological process (GO): tumor necrosis factor-mediated signaling pathway
Molecular function (GO): signaling receptor activity
Source: RefSeq, a predicted model, not a curated record